AUGCGAGAACAAGAUAGGACUCUUUUGGAUUCCUCUAGCAAUAGUUCUUUGUCUAAAUAUAAGACGGCGGAGGAAGCAUGGCAACUCAUUGGCGACUUGGCCGAGUCCAACCAACAUGCUAGACGGAGAGUCGACCGCCCAAAGACCGUGAAUGAAGUAUCCUCUAGUAGCGAGGCCACUGCUCCUGCCAAAUCCUUGGGCGAGAUGACAAACAUCCUAAAGCAACUCCAAUUGGGUCAACAACAACCUCAUCAACAACACCCUCCACCACCUCUUCAACAAUAUAGUCAACAAUUGGUCCCCCAAAAAGUGUGUGGCAUUUGUUCUUGCUAUUCUCACUACACGGAUGAGUGCCCAAGUCUUCAAGAAGACAACACCUUGGCGGCUACCCACAACUUUUAUGACUGCCCGAAUCAAGGAUACUACCAACAAGACGGCAAUUUCAACCAAGGUCAAGAUGAUACACUCCGGACUAUUCUCCAAGGCCAAAAAGAGCUUCAAACCAUACUUGCUUCCGGCCUCAUCGGUCUUACAUCUACUCUACAAGCUCUUCUUGCACGCAUGGACCCACCCUCUAAUUCAGCUCCUCAAGCCCCAAAUUCUAGUGCCAUUCCCUCUCAACCUCAACCCAAUCCCAAAGGUGGCAUUAACGCCAUUACCUUGAGAUCCAAAACUCAAUUGAAAGAGAAGAAGGUAAAGAACCAAAGUCCGAUCAUAAUCACUCAAGAGGAGGAGGGAAUCGAGAUAGAAGAAAUAGAAGAGGAGGAGGAGGAGGCACAAGUCAUAGUUGAAGAUGAAGAGACUCAACCAACAAGUGAGGUCCCCAAGAAUAAAGGAGCUGUGGAAGAAGAAAUUGCUCAACCAAUCGCAUUUCCUACAGUUGCAAAGAAAGCUAGGAAGCGUAUGGAACUUGACCCCAAAAUGGUAAAGAUGUUCAAGAAAGUUGAGGAUUUAUGCAUGAACAAGGAUAGAAUUCUUGAGUUAGAAACUAUUCCAUUGGGGAGUUCUAUUUCCGCUUUAAUGGGAGCAUUAUCCGAGAAGUGUGAUGAUCUGGGACCGUGCAUGGUCACUUGCACCGUAGAUGGGGUUCAAUUUCUAGAUUGUAUGUGUGAUCUCGGUGCAUGCGUUAGCAUUAUACCUCUUUCCGUCUACCGUAUAUUGAGGCUACCACCAUUGAAGAGGUCAACGGCAAGAUUUGUUUUGGCGGACAAGAGCAUAAUAACCGUGACGGGUGUUGCGGAAGAUGUAUUGGUGAAUAUAAAAGGGUUGGUGUUCCCGAUUGAUUUUUACGUUCUUGAGAUGCCAUGA
Arachis duranensis is the source of this 1308-nucleotide messenger RNA. RefSeq lists its product as uncharacterized. Bases 1 to 1308 code for a protein of 435 amino acids. NCBI's taxonomy places the organism in Eukaryota, Viridiplantae, Streptophyta, Magnoliopsida, Fabales, Fabaceae. The record is from RefSeq and is a predicted model, not a curated record. The transcript has 3 exons.